Plasmodium gallinaceum is the source of this 11094-nucleotide messenger RNA. It is a transcript of the gene PAIP1, whose product is annotated as polyadenylate-binding protein-interacting protein 1, putative. NCBI's taxonomy places the organism in Eukaryota, Apicomplexa, Aconoidasida, Haemosporida, Plasmodiidae. The record is from RefSeq and is a predicted model, not a curated record. Gene Ontology annotation, cellular component: eukaryotic translation initiation factor 4F complex. Bases 1 to 11094 code for a protein of 3697 amino acids. The transcript has a single exon. Gene Ontology annotation, molecular function: mRNA binding; translation initiation factor activity; protein binding.
AUGCAAAGUGAUAUAGUUUUUAAAAAAGAUAUAUCUGAAUAUAAUAAAGACAUGAUGAAUGGUAUUCAUAAUGUAUCAUCUUGUAAUGUAUCAGUAUAUAUAGAAAAGAGUCUUGAUAAUAUUAAAAAGGUAAAUUACGACGAAAAAAUAAAAAAAUACAAUAAAAAUAAUUAUAAUAGCACUUGUAAUAAUUUAUCUGAAUCAAAUAAAUUAUCAACAAAAAGAUACAAUUCUAAUAUUUCAUCUCAUUCCCCAAUUAUGUUAAAUAACUCAGUAAAUCACAAAAAUUAUAAGCAAUUUCAAAAAAAAUCUUAUGUGAAUAUGAAUAGUGAAGAUUUUAGAUUUAAAGAAUCAAUAAAUAAGUAUAUUGAUGAUAACAAUUCAAAGAAUAUUAUAGAAAUAAAUAAUACUAACCAUGUCAUUUCUUCUUCUAACUCAGAAAACAUUCCAUAUAAUAAUAUAAAAAAUAUAAAUUAUCCAAAAAAAAAUAAUAGUAAUAUUAUAAGUAAUGGUAGUAAUAAUUUAGAUAAAAAUUAUUAUGUAAAAAACAGUACAAGAAUUAAUAAUACAUCAUCUAAUCAAACAAGUUAUGACUCUAAAAAUGAAAAUAAUCAGAAUUAUUUUGAUAUAUCAUUAGAAAAUUCUAAUAAUGAUAAUGUGAAUGUCACUACAAUGGAUACAAACAAUUUUGUUCUUUCUAAGUCAUCUAAUGAAAAUAACAUAAAUGAAUUGGUAAUAAGUAGUAAUAUAACAGAAAGCAAUGAAAAUAAUAUUCAUAAUAAUAAUACAUUUUUAAAUAAUACUAAUAAAAACUCCAAUAACUUUUAUAGCACUCUAACAAAUUAUGAUAAUAGAAAUAAUAGUAAUUGCAAGAAUAAUAGUAAUAAUCAGAUUAGUAAUAAUAAUAAUUAUAUUAAUAAUAAUAAUAACUAUAUUAAUAAUAAUAGUAAUAAUAACAGUUAUAUUAAUAAUAAUAAUAUUAACAACAAUAAAAAUAUUUACAAUAAUAAUAGUACUAAUUGUAAUAAUGCUACUUCAUCAAAAAAUAAUCCUUCACAAAACAAUAUACCUACAGUUGGAUUUAUGAAUGUAAAAGGAAAUGUAAAAAGUUCUGUAUUGAAUAAUAAAAAUAAUAAAAAUAAUGGUAAUCGUAUUGUUAAAAAUUCAAAUUCAUUAAAAAAUGAAAAUGUUCAUGAUAUAAAAAAUAUAGAACCAAAAUGUAACACAAAAAAUAAUGAAAAUAAAAGUACAGAGAAUAAAUGUAGCAAUGAUAUUAAAAGUAAUGAAAAAAAAAAUAAUAGUAAUAAUAGCAAUAAGUGUAGUAAUAAUAACAAUAACAACAAUAGUAAUAAUGCUAAUGAUGAUAUUAUUAAUAUUAACAAUAAUAAUUAUAAUGAUAAUAAUAAUAAUAAUAGUAAUACUAUCAAUAAUGACAAUAUGAAUAAUAACCAUGAAAAUAAUAAUUAUAAUGAUGAUAAUAAUAAUAACAUUAAUACUAAUAAUAAUGACAAUAUGAAUAAUAACCAUGAAAAUAAUAAUUAUAAUGAUGAUAAUAAUAACAAAAAUACUAAUAAUAAUGACAAUAAGAAUAACAACCAUGAAAAUAAUAAUUAUAAUGAAAAUAACAAUGAAAAUAAUAAUAAGAAUAAUAAUGAAAAUACUAAUAGUAAUAGUAAUACUAAUAAUAAUGACAGUAACAAUGAAAAUAAUAAUAUGAAUACUACUACUACUAAUAAUAAUAGUAAUACUAAUAAUAAUGACAAUAAGAAUAAAAAUGAAAAUAAUAAUAAUAAUAAUAAUGAAAAUAAUAAUAAUAAUAAUAAUAAUAAUGAAAAUAAUAAUGAAAAUAAUAAUAAUAAUAAUAAUGAAAAUAAUAAUAAUAAUAAUAAUAACAAUAGCAAUAAUAAUAAUAAUAACAAUAGCAAUAAUAAUAAUAAUAACAAUAGCAAUAAUAAUAAUAAUAACAACAACAACAACAACAAUAAUAAUAAUAAUAAUAAUAAUAAUAAUAAUAAUAAUAAUAAUAAUAAUAAUAAUAAUAAUAAUAAUAAUAAUAAUAAUAAUAACAAUAGCAAUAAUAAUAAUAAUAAUAACAACAAUAAUAAUAAUAAUAAUAAUGAAAAUAAUAAUGACAAUAAUAAUGAAAAUAAUAAUGACAAUAACAAUGAAAAUAAUAAUGACAAUAACAAUGAUAAUAAUAAUAUGAAUACUACUACUACUAAUAAUAAUAGUAAUACUAAUAAUAAUGACAAUAAGAAUAACAAUGAAAAUAAUAAUAAUAAUAAUAAUAAUAAUAAUAAUAAUAAUAAUAAUGAAAAUAAUAAUAAUAACAAAAAUAAUGAAAAUAAUAAUAAUAAUGAAAAUAAUAAUAAGAAUAAUAACAAUGAAAAUAAUAAUAGUAACAAAAAUAAUGAAAAUAAUAAUAAUAAUGAAAAUAAUAAUAAGAAUAAUAAUAAUAAUAAUAAAGAAAUAGAAAAGAAAGAAAAUGAUAAUAAAGAUAAAAAGGAUAAAGAAGAAUCUAAAAAAUUAAUUAGUAAAGAUACACUGAAUAAAAAUGCAUCCAAUAACAAUGAAUCACAAAAUUCAAUUAAUAAAGGGCAUUCUUCAUCAGUCAAUUCAUUUAAUAAUUCUUCUUUAAGUUCUUUAAAUGCAAAUGCUCCUGAGUUUGUCCCAUCUUCAAAAAAUAUACAAAAUAAUCUUCCUUUUAACAAUAUAAUGUGGAAUAGUUAUUAUCAGGAUAUACAUACUACACCUUUUAGUAAUGUACAAAGUAAUAAUAUUAUAAAUAACAUGACAUCACAAGAUAAUAGUAGCAUUUUGAAUCCCAAUUCUUUAAUAAAUCCUGUUAUUAAUGGAAUUAGUACCUCAUCAAAUAACUUAAUGAAUAUGGCUAAUUCCAAUAUUUCUACAUCAAAUAAUGUAAAUGUUUCUAAUAAUACAAGUGGAAUUAUAAAUUCGUCUAAUAGUAUUAAUAAUUUAGAUAAUGAAAACACUAAAAAUAGUAAUAACAAUAAUAGUAGUAAUAAUAAUAAUAACUCUGUAAACAAUCCAAAGCAAACAAAUAAUCAUGAAAAUAAUGGUAAUAAUGCCACUAAUUCCACAAAUAUACAUACAUCUUCUAUUCCUGUAUCAACAAGUGGAACAUCUUCACAAACUAAUUUUUUAAAUCCAAAUAUGAUUUCAGGAAUGAAUAAUUUAAGAUCCAAUAAUUUUAUGAACAAUUCAGGUGGAAAUAUUAUAAAUAGUUCAGAAAAUUCAGCACCAUUUCAUCAUAUGGAUGCACACGCACACCCAAAUUUUCAACCAAAUAGUUCAUUACUUCAUCAUCAUCAUAAUUUUUAUGUAAAUCAUCCAUAUUUAAUAAAUAGCCAUCCAAAUGGAUUACCAACUCCUCAAACAAUAUUUGCCCCUUUAUCAUAUGGCAAUUCUUUAGCAUCAGGUAAUGUUCAUCAUGAUAUUCCUUUUCCUCAACCCCCUUCUGUAUAUGGAUCAUUUGCUAAUAAUCCUAACCUUAUAGGAAAUAAUAGUCUUCCUUCCCAAAAAAAUAGUGCUUUAAAUGUUAAUCCAUAUAAUUUUUUGUCUUGUACUAUUCCAUCCCCACCACAGAUACAACAUAAUACACCUUUAAAUAUGAGUUCAUUAGAUCCCCAUUUCAUUGCAAACUCAGCUAAUACACAUAUAAAAAUUCCAUAUAGUCAUGUAAAUCAACCUAACAGAAGAAAUCUUUUUAAUCAUUUUAAUAAUGCAAAUUUGCAUAAUGGAAACAGCAUAAAUGAUAACAAUUUUGAACAUAAUAGUAAUAAUAUGAACUCAGUUAUUACUGGAAAUUUAAAUUAUAACUUUAAUAGCUUUAAUGCUAAUCAAAACAAUAAUAUUCAUAUAAAUAAUGAUAGUAAUACUUUACAUUUAAAUUCAGGAGUAGGAGGAAAUAUAGCAUUAAAUAAUAGUGCGAAUGUUUUGUGUUUAAACAAUCCACUACAUAUUAAUAAUUCAACAAAUGUAGCACAUCAUCACAUGAACAAUAUAAAUAAUAAUUUGCAUUUAAGUAACAUUCAUAUGAAUCAUAGCUUACUUAUGAAUAAUAAUAUGAAUAAACAAAAAAGAAAUAAUUCUUAUAAUGAAAGAAAUAAACCAUAUAAUUACAGAGAUAAUAAAAAUACGUUAAAAAAUAACAUACUAAAUUUAAAUGGUACCAUGAAUAAUUAUAGUCAUUAUAAUAUGAGGCAUGAUAAUAAAAAGCACAAUAGAUAUAAUUCUUUGAAUAAUGCAAAUAAUAAUUUUAAUUCUAAUUAUAAUUUAAAUAACAAUAAUUUGAAUAAUGUUUCAAAUAAUUCCAAAACUGUAUAUAAUAGUCACAGUAAAAAUAUGAAACAAGAAAAUUAUAAUAGAGAUGAUAACAAUUGUUCAGUGAAUUAUUAUCAAAGAAAUAAUACUACUAAUGCUAAUAAUAAUAACAUGAAUAAUAACAAUAAUACUAAUAAUUCUAAUUCUACUACUGCAGACAAUAAUAAUAAUAAUGUUAGUAUUCCAUUAAAAGAAGUUAACAUAGAUAUGAAAGAUAUGGACGAUAAUUUUAAUGAAAAUGCUGCAUGUAACAAUGAUAUAUCAUAUUCAUACAAAGGAAAAAAUUACAAUUUAAAUAACUCCAAUUUAAAAAAUAAAAAUGGUAAUAUUGUGAAUAAUAAUUUAAAUAUGCAAAACGAAGUUUCUAACGAAAAACGAUCAUGUAAUAAAAAUGAUAAAAAUAAUAAAGACGAUUUUAAAGCAAAUCGAAAUUAUGUUAAUAAUAAAAUGAAUGAAGAAAAAAAUAUAACUAGUGUUAAGAGGGAAUUAACAAAAGAUAAGAGUGGUAAACAACCUGAUCAAUUUCAUAAAAAAAAUUAUUCUGAAAUAAAUAAUUCUAGUAAUAAUAAACAACAAAAUAAUUUUGUUAGUAAUAAAUAUCAAAACAAUGUUGAAAAAAGAGGAAGUGUAAGAAAUGUUGAUAAUAAUAAAAUAAGUGAUAAAAAAAUUAAAAAUGAAGAUGAUAAGAAAUUCAAGGAUAAGAGUAACUUAUUAAAUACCGAUUCUGUUAAUUUAAAUAACAUGAAUAUUAAUAAUAUUCCAAAUAAUGAUGAAAAUUUAAAUAAAAAUACAAAUGAUGUAAUCAGUGUUGAUAAUAGUUUUGUAAACAAUAAUAAUAAUAAUAAUUUUAAUAAUAAUAUGAUAAAUAAUAAAAAUAUGAAUUAUAAUAAUUUAAAAAAUCUUAAAAAUUAUGAUAAAAAAAAUAUGGAAUUUUCUUCAUGGGUAAAAAUUGCCAAGAUGAAUCCUAAUAAAAAAAAAGAAAAAAAUAGUUUAAGCAUUCCGUAUAACAAUGUAAAUAAUUCUAGCAUUAGUUCUUCAAAUCUUAAUAAUAAAAAUAAUGAUAAUAAUUCUAAUCUUAAUGUAACUAAUUUACACAAAAGCAAUUACCAUAUAGAUUCCAGUAAUAAUGAUAACAAUAAUGAAAAAUCUAAUAUUCAAACCUCUAAAAUAAAUAGCGAUAAUAUAUGUAAUCAGAACAGUGAUUUAACUUUCCAAAAAAGUCAACCAGAUAUAAAUACUUCCAAUUCUAACUCUAAUACAAUUAUAAAAGAAAACAAAAAAAAAAAUGAAGAAGAAGAAAAAGAAAGAGAAAAGGGGUCAAGCAAAGAAAAAGACACAAGCUACAAAAAUAGCAAAAAAUCAAGUGAAGACAAAAUAGAUGUAAAUGCAAAAAAUAAAAAAACGAGUUAUUCAACUAAUAAAAAUUUUACCGAUAAGGAAAAUAAAGAGAAAUUAAAAACAAAAUAUGAUAAUAAUAAAAAGAAUGAAAUGAAUGAAAGGAAAAGUAAUAAUGCAGUGAAUACUUUUUCACAUAGGCAAAGAGAGAAAUUAAAAAUUCAAAAUGUAGAAAUAAAACAAAUUAAUGAAAAAAUUAUGAAUAUUAAUACAAAAAAUGAUGACUCUAGAAGUAUGAAUAAAAUAACUGAAAAUGAAAAUUCAGAUAUUUCCAAAAAAAAUAACGGAAAGGUAGCAAAUGAAGUUAAAAGGGAUUCUAAUAAAUUGUAUGUUGAUGAUAAUAAUGGAAAUUUUGAAAAACCAAAUGAUUUAGGAGAAGAUUACAUGAGUAAAAAUGAAAUGGAAUACAGUGAUAGUGUUAUUAAUAUGAGGAAAGACAAAAAUACUAAUAUAUCAUCAAAUAGUAUAAAAAGUGAAUCUGUUAGAAAUAAAGAAAAUCAAAAAGAAUUCUAUAAUUUUACAGUAGGUGAAAACAAAACAAACAAAACCAAUCCUGAUAAUGUAACAAAAAAAAAUAAUGUAAUUACAAACAAAGAUAGUUAUAAAUAUUUAAGUACAAAUGAUUUGAACGUUUCUAAUAUUAAUGAUAGAUCGUCAUCUUCUUAUUCUAAUUCUAAUUCUAACUCAAAAAAUUUUAUGUGGGAAGGAAAAAUUUCUUUUGCUGAAAUGGCCAAAAGAAAACCAAAGAAAGAAUCUAAAGAAUCGAAAUCAGAAUCAGUAUUAAAUGAAAAAAAAAAUAAUAAUAAUUCGAAUAAAACAGAUAAAAUCUCAAAAAGAGAUAAUAAAUAUACUUCUAACACUACAAUAAAUGAUAAAACCGCUAAUAAAGGAGAUAAUGCUAGUUUAAGUAAAGAGAAUAAAGAUAUAAAAAAGAAAGGUGAAGUUAAAGAAGAUAUGGCAAAAUCAUGCAAUAAUAAUAAUUUAGUUAAAAAAGAAAACAAAAAUGAAAUGGUAAAAAUAGAUGAUAGAGAAAAAGAGAAAAAUAUGUUCGAUAAUUUAGAAGCAAAAGAGAAUAAAGAAAAAUUGUGUAAUGAAAAAGUGGAAUCUUCAGAUGGUAUUUCAGUUGUUACUGAUAUUAAAAAAAAAAAUGAUAAAUUAAAGGAAAAUUAUAAUGAUAUAGAAAGAAAAGAUAAGAGUGAAAUAAAAUCAGAAAAAGAAUUAGAUGGAACUUAUUCAGAUCAGGUUAAUAAUAAGAAAAUAUGUAAUAAUGAAAAGAAUAACUUGAAUGAUGCAAAUCAAAUAGUAGUAGAUAAAGACAAAAUAAAUAAUAAUAGUAAGAAUCAAGAAUUAUUAGAUGAAAAGAAUAUAGUUGAUGUAAGCAAUACUUCAACACAUAUUACUAAUGAAGAUAAUUUAACUAAUGUAAAAAAAAUUAAUGAAAAAGAUAGAGAAAUCAUAGAUUAUGCAACUAAAGAUAUUGAGAAAGCGGAUGAAAGUUCUAAAAAAAAGAAAAAAAAGAAAAAAGUUGAAAAUGAAGAAGAAUGUAAAUUGAUGGAAGAAUAUAAAGAUGAAGAAGUACAAAAUAAAACUAUUAUUAAGGAAGAAAAUAUGCAAGAAAAUGAAAGCAUAAAUGAAAAUAUUUCUUUAAAUAAUAAAAUAAAUUUAUCUAAAAGUUCAAAGGAAAAUAAAAAUGAUGCAGUAAGAAUUAAGGAAUUAAGUGAAGAGACAAAUACUUCUAGUAAUAUCGAUGAUUUAAAAAUAAAAAAUCAUUCUAUAAAAGAAGGAAGUAAAUUGAUAGAAAAAAGAGAAAUAGAUUCAUGCAAAAAAAAUAUUAAUAACUGUAUUGAUGUGAAAAAAGAAAAUAUUAAUAAAAAUUUAAAAGAGAAUAAUAAAUUUUAUAAUGAAGAAGAUAUAAAAGUCUCUGCUUCUAAUAAUGAAGAAACUAUGAAAACAAAAUCAAAUGAAGAUAUGUUAAAUGUAGAAAAUGAGGAAAACAAAAAGAAAAAAAAAAAUACAUUAACAGAAGAAAAAAAAAGAGAAUGUGAUAAAUACAAUGAAGAUACAAAAACAGAAAAAGAAAAGGUGAAAGAAGAGGAAUUAAAACUUCAUAAAAAGAAUUUAGAAGAUAUUUGUUACAAAGAACAAAAUGAAGAAAACAAGAAAAAUUUAUUAAACGAUACAACGAAAAAAAGUAAUAAUGUUGAAACUAAUAUAGAUAAAAAGGAAAAUAUAAAACUUUAUAAUUCAUCUAAAAUAAGUACAAAGGAUAAGACUUGUAUUAAUAAUAAUGUAACAGAUGAUUUUAAAAAUAAUGUUUUAAUUAAUGAAGUAUCAAAUAACAAUAAAAAAGUAAUAUGCGAAGAAGAAGAAGAAAAUAUCAAAUUAUAUCACAAAGAGAACUUUAAUAAAGAGAAUAAAGGAUCAAAAGAAGAAAACGCAGAGGACGAAUUAUUGGAAUCGUUAGAAAAACAAGUAAAUAACUUAGAAAAAAUGAGAGAAAAUGAAAAAUUAAAAGAAGAUAAAAUAAAAGAAGAAAAACAAUUAGAAAAGAAAAAAAAAAUUGAAAAAUUAUAUAAAGAAAAAGUAUACACAAAAAUAGAUUUAUUAGAGAUUUAUUUAGGUCAUAAUUGGAAUAUUGGUGAUGAUAAAUUUAAUUUUGUUUUAUCUCAAGGUUCAAAUAGUGAAAUGGAUUACAAUAGUAAUAAUAAUAAUAAUACUAUUAAUAAUAAUAAUACUAAUACUAUUAUUAAUAAUAAUAAUGAUAAUGAUAAUGAUAAUGAUAUUUAUAUUAAUAAUAAUGAUAAUAAUAAUAUUAAUAAUAAUGAUAAAACUAAUAAUAAUAUUUAUAAUAAUAAUAAUAAUAAUUAUAAUAAUAAUAUUAAUGCUAAUAAUAUUAAUAAUAAUGAUGAUAAUAAUAAUGAUCUUAAUAAUAAUAUAAAUGAUUUUAAAAAUAUGAAUGUAUAUAACAAAAGAUAUAAUUCAUGUUAUACUAAUAAUACUAAUAAUAACAUUAAUAGUGUUAAUAGUAAUAAUGUCAUUAUUAAUAACAAUACUAAUAACAAUAAUAAUAAUAAUAUGAUUAACAACAAUAAUAAUAAACAAACACAAGCAAAUCAAGGCACAAAUAAUAAAAAUAUAGAAGAUGAUUGGAGAAGUUCUAUGUCUAAAAAUAUUAUGAAUAAUUUAUUUAUAAACAAUAAUCAAAAUAAUAAUUUCUUUAAUAAUAAUAUGCUUGCUGGAAAUACUAUAUAUGAUCAGAAUUUACAAAAUAAUAAUUUAAUGAAAAACACAACUAACUUAGAAUGGAGAAAAAGUGAUGGAGAUAAAUUAAAAGGAUUUUUUGAUUCUACUAGAGUUGUUGAAUCUGCUGAUCCAUGGAGAAAUAAUAAUGCUCCACCAACUAAAACAAUUGCAGAAAAUAGUUGGAUUCUUAAACAGAAUCAAUUAAAAGCAGAUAAAUAUACAUGUAUGAUGCGUAAAUUAAGAGGUAUAUUAAAUAAAUUAACUUUUGAAAAAUUUGAUUUAUUAUAUGAGCAAAUUAUUCUUGUUGGCAUAACUAAAUUAGAAGAAAUUGUUGGUUUAAUGAAAUUAGUUUUUGAAAAAGCUGUUACUCAACAUCAUUUUGUUCAAAUGUAUGUUCAAUUGUGUAAAAAGUUGAAUGUUCAUUUUCACAAUAUGAAAUUAGAAGAUGAUACAACAGUUCAAUUUAAAAAGAUAUUAAUUAAUCAAUGUCAAGAUUCUUUUGAAAAUAAUUUAAAACCAAUAGAAUAUCCUAGUAAUUUAAAUGAAGAAGAAAAAUUUGAAUUUGAACAGAUGCAUAAAAAUAAAGUUAGAGGUAAUAUGCUUUUUGUUGGCGAAUUAGUUAAAUCUGGUAUUAUAUCUAUACCUAUUGUUUUUGUAUGCAUUAAACAAUUAUUAGAGAAAAGAGAAAGUUUUAUAGCAUUAAAGAAUGAUACAAAUGAAGGAAACUUACAUUUAGAAGCAUUAUGUAUGUUUUUGAAUACAGUUGGAGAAAUUUUAGAUACUCACGAAAAAGCAAAUCAAGAAAAAGUAAAAGAAUUAUACAAUACAUUGAAUGAAUUAGUUAAUAAUGAAAAAAUUACAUUUCGUGUUAGAUGUCUUAUUAAAGAUGUUAUUGAUAAUAGAAAUGAAAAAUGGAAUAAAAAAUUUGCUCACAAAUUAGAAGGACCUACAACCUUAAGUGUGUUGCAUGAUAAAAUAUUAAAAGAGAAUAUAGAUCAAUGUAAUAGAAAUUUUUCAAACAAUAAUAUGAAUUAUCAUGAUAACAAAAUGAAUAGUAAUUUAAGCAAUAUGAGAAACAAUAUUCUUCGCAAUGCAAAUUUUAAUAUGAAUAAUAAUAACGCAAAUUUUAAUAUGAUGAAUAAUAAUAUGAAUUUAAGAAAUAUAAGUGGAAUUAAAAAUUUAGACGGAAAUAAAAAUAUUAAAAAGAUGCCACUAAAUUUGGGUAAAAAUAAAAAUAAUACUUCUAAAAUUAUUCCUGAUGAUAUGAAAAAUGGAAUAGAUAACAAUUAUUUUGAUAUAAUGUCAAAAAAUCAUAUUCCAUUUAAAAAUCAACCAUUCAUAAAUAAUGAUCAUAGUGAUAUUAAUAAUAAUAAUAAUAUUUUUAGUAAUUUGAAUUCUAGAAUAUCAAAUAAUAAAGAUAAGAAUGAUAAAAUAUUUAUGAGAAAUUAUAACAUUAAAAAAAAUAAUAACAAUAAUGAUGAUGUUAAUAAAAGAAAUACAGUGAAUGAAAAUAAUAAUGAAGAUUUCAACGAACGAGGAUUUAAUAGAAAUAAUUUGAAUGAUGAGGAAAAUAACAAAGUAACUACAACUGCUACUACAUCUAACAUUAAUUCAACCUCUAGUAAUGUAGCAAAGAAAAUUACAAAAGAUCAUGUAAAAGAUACUACAGAAGAUUAUACAUUUGUUGAAGAAUAUUUACCAAAAGUAAAUGAAAUUCUAGAAAUGUCUACUACUACUCAAGAGUGGGAAGAAUUGACAAAAAAAUUUGAAGAUCUAAAUAUUCCCUCGAAAUUUAAUGACAAACUUCAUACUAAUAUAUUAAAACUUACCCUAAAGAAAUAUGCAUGUAACAAAAAUAUAGAAAAAAGUUCUGAUUUUUUUAAUUGGUUAAUUUCUAUUGUACUCUCUAAUAAAAUUGAUUUAGAAUCAUUUAAACCAUGUUGGAAAUCUUUUAUGUUAGAAAAAGAUGAAAAUAGUUACGUAUAUACAAAAGAAGAUUAUCCUUUGUUACCAGAUAUAGCGAAAAAUUUUAUUAAGGCAAUUGAGUUAUAUGAUAAAAAUCAUUUAUUAUAUGAUGUAAACACUUUAGAGGAAAUGAAAAAUAAUAUUUAA